Messenger RNA from Hyla sarda, 1160 nucleotides. RefSeq names its product tyrosine-protein phosphatase non-receptor type 23-like. The record is from RefSeq and is a predicted model, not a curated record. NCBI's taxonomy places the organism in Eukaryota, Metazoa, Chordata, Amphibia, Anura, Hylidae. The transcript has 4 exons. Bases 303 to 764 code for a protein of 153 amino acids.
UCUGUAUUUGGCUCACAAAUCCCUCUGUUCUGCUGCUCACUCAUUCUGACAUCCACUGUUCAGGAAGGGGGCGUGUCCCAGGAAAGCACUGAGCCCGCCCUCACUCACCAUGCAUUCACUCCAUCCCUGAGUCUGCUGUGCUGUGCUGGGUCUCUUCUUCCAGUCACUGCAGGCUGCUCUGAAACCCCUCCUCUCUGUUUUCAUGCUGCAGUCUGAUAGGACAGGAGUGAGCAUAGAGGAAUGCUAGUCCCGCCCUCACUGAUUGGACUUUGUCCUUGCCUGUGCUUCAGCUGGGACAAAAGAUGAUGCUACAGCCGGACAGGAUUGUGUUCUGGAUGGUAUGGGGACCCCUAGUGGUCUUUAAAGGGAACUCGGAGAGCAAUGCUAAACUGUGCUUCUCCUGUGCUUCAUAUCCAGAGCACACGGGCCCUUCUGUUGUGGCCCCCCUCCAGGUGGGCUCCCCUCCCUCCAGGACAUCCUAUGACCACUACCAUGGUCCCAACGAUGAUCAUCAUGAUCAGUAUCACCCCAUAGAAGCGCCCGCACCCCGGAUUUCACCGACUCCUCCAUUGCUGGAUCCUAAGCUCCAGCGUCAGGAACUUCCUGAAAGGAUACGAGCUAACCCGCCGAUCCACAGGGAGGCGCCAUCAACACCAUCACCUGCCAAGAAACACCACAAAACAGCGUCAAGAAUUGUCAUUGGUCCUGCACCAACUCCGGCCUAUGUCACCGAUACUUUCAAGAGUCCAAAAGGUACUGGUUAGACCCAAGGUUUGUCUGUCCUGGUGGGACUACAUUAUUUACCCCCUACUGGCAGAGGUGUAGCUUGUAGCUUCUGGGCCCCGAGGCAAGAUCUGCAACAGGGCCCCAUAUCCCAAAUAUAAUACUGGUCUCUUAUGAGGCAGAUGUUAUUUGGGGCCCCAGGGCAACUGCUGUCUCUAUAGCUACGCCCCUGCCUAUUGGGGUAUAUAGUGGUCUUAGAGAGGUCCAUAUAGGACCACUGGCUUUUACAUAGAGCUACGUCCAUCUACAUUUGCUGUAGCACAGUGGUCACCCAAUCUGAGGCUCCAGCAUUUGCAAAACUACAACUCUUAUCUUAUCUUACCGUCUUUGCCAGAUGGGAGUUGUAAUUUUGCAGCAGCUGAAGAGUCACUGUUUGG